AUGCGUCUUUUGGCCGAGCUGCUUCAAAGCGUCAUUGUGGGCUUAACAGUCGUAAAAUGCACAAUUCUCGUUGGCCUUUUGAGAAUCGCCUCUUCACUUCCUUUCCUGAAGGAAAGACUCCAAGAGUUCGAGGAACAGCAUCUUCUAGUCCCUCACCAAAACUUCUGGGACGAUUACGGUGGGAAACAAAUGCUUGCAGCUGUUUUAAAAAUUUUUCUCGGGGAUUUAAAAAAGACCGCUGUACUCGGUUCGUCCGCCCCAAACUGCAAGUUAGUCACCACAGACGAAAAACCUUGUAAGCUACUGGAUUUCGCACGAGGAACUCGGCCGCUCAUUGUUAACUUUGGCAGUCGCAGCUGACCACCUUUCUUGAUUAAUUUCCUGAACAACUUCACCAACGUUGUUCAGGGAUUUCAAGAUGUGGCAGACUUUGUUAUUGUCUACAUCUGCGAAGCACAUCCUACAGAUGAAUGGCGGUGGAAUGUAAGUUUUGUUUGUUUGUUUGUUUGUUUCUUCAGUUUAUUAAGUAAGAAUUCUUUAACGCAGUUUCCGUAACGGCCUUUUUCAAGGAGUAAAACAAUGAUGGAAAUAUUUGCAUGAGAUAAUAAUGAAAAAUAAUUUCCCAAAGGAAAAUGGUUUAGCCCCCUUGCUUACCGUGGCCGCGUGGCCGCGUGGCCGCUGCGAAAACAUUCUAUAAUCUGUCCUUUGAAUGGUACUUAUAUUUAACACGUUAUUUUGCUUUAGUGGCCUUUAGUUCCCAAAUCUGUUCUUAAGCAUUAAAGACGCAAUUUCAGCAAGAAAAAAUCCUUAAAUCUUAAGGAUAAAUAUGGUUAACUGACACUUAAAAGUCGUGAAAUUCCAGUCCUUCACCUAUAAAUAAAAUUACAACGGAAAUAGAGAAGUUAUGAGAAGUACUAAGAACAGUGAAUUAUACCUUAAAAUAUACUUUAAUUCUGGAGGAUCCAUGACCAACUAUGGUCAUUGCUAAAUGAAUUUUAAAAAAGGGCAAUUCUUUGGUGUUUUCGUUUCUCUUUAGCCCUUGGGGGUCAAUGCGUCAUCUUUGGGAUCAUAUACGGCAAUCUCUUAGUUCUGCGGUUUCUCUGAUGUUCAUCCGCUGAUCAAGGAACUUGCCGAUUUUGAAUGCAAAAUUUGAUAAAAAAAUUUCUUUCACAUUAAUUUUCACGAAAAAAUUCUUUUAAUACCAUUAGAAUUGAAAUUACCUCUGAACGACAAAAUGAUCAAUUACAAACAAAAGAGACAGAUUAACUUCACUUCAAUUAAAGAAUCUCCGUACUGGCUGAACAACUUUCCGAAACACCAUCCGUGUUAUGUAUCCGUCUUAUCAGUCCUAUUUAUUUGCUUUCUUUUCUAAUUGUUUUCUUAUUUAUGUUUGGCUCAAUUUCUUUUGUUGCCUGUAUUUUUCGAUCAACUGACCAGCUGACCGCGGGAUUGGCUAAAUAGGCCAUUUUACAGUUAUGGGUGAAAGCGAGGGUGAGGGUGACCUUGUUUUGAUACAAACCUUCUUUGCUUUGUUAUGGAAAUUGUUCUUGAAAAAUACUAGUUAGCAUAAGAGUAACUUGAUUUACAUAAUAAAGCAGGAAGCUUUGUAUCAAAACAAGGUCACCCUCAGCCUCGCUUCCAUCCAUAACUGUAAAAUGGCCUAUUGUGUGGCAUUUGUGACAUUUCUACUAUUUUCAUAUAUUUUUCUUUCUGACCUUUUUUACAGAACAACGUUGAGAUCUUGCAGCACAGAACUUUACAAGAGCGUUGUCAGGCAGCUGAAAUGUUAAAAAAAACCAGUGGAUGCUCGACUCCAAUCUUGGUUGAUACUAUGGAUAACGAAGCCACUGAAGCGUAUGGUGCCUACCCGGAGAGACUCUUCAUUAUACAAGAUAGAAAAAUCGUGUACGAGGGAGGAACAGGGCCGUAUAACUAUAAGUUAUGGGAGGUAAAAAAAUGGCUAGAGGUGUAUAAAGCUAGUCAAUAGACCGGUGUGACACAGGCGAUGAAGAGUUGUUACCUUGCCCUCUGAACAGUGUACUGUACAAAACCGGGGUACAAAACAAGUUUCUAUGUAUCUGUCAAUUCUAUUAUAAGAAUUUUUUAACACUGACAUCGACAUUCACAUGGAAGGAGUAUUUAACUAUAUAUGAAAAGUAACGUACGUGCAGAGAUAUUUACUUUCAAUUUUCCUGAACCUGCAACGACAUUUAGCCUAAUGAAGUAAACUGACAGCUAAAACAUGAUAAACAAAAGAAAGAGCGAGCGGUCAAUUUCCAAAAUUCGUUCAAAAUAUGGCUGACGUGAUUAUCUUCAUUUUUAUAAACAGGAUAAAUAUUCAAAUGUUCGAGGUGUAUCCCAUACGUAGACAAAAAAAAUCUUUAUUUGUGGCAAUUUAUGACCACAGACAAUGCUCAUUAAAACGCUCCGACUAAGCCACUUCAAUCAGGGACACCCAACGAUAAUAUAGUUCAAUACCACUUAAACAUAGCAUUUUCAUCUGUUCGGAUUUCCCAGCUAAAAGUCUAGUGAUCCGAAAAUUAUAGAGAUCAAAACUUUUCUUUUUGAAAACUUCAGCCAGAAAAAAAGGCUCCCUGAAAAUUCUAGGUGACCUUUUCAGGGUAAGAAUCCCGUUAACAAUGGGCAAUUAUACCUUUUUGCUGUUUUUUUAGAUGUUCGAAAAUGCCAGGAGAGGCAGGCAAGCAAGAAAUUUUGCAACAAAUGUUCCGAAAAUUCUAGAUCUCAAAUCGUCUACCGAACAGGUAUUUUCCGAAAAUUGACGUUUGGUGCCCCUGUUCAUAAUUUUAUGACCCAGAGAAAGAUUUAUUCCAAUUCACUUCUCCCUGCGGCUUAUCAAAUGAAAUGUCAGUUGCUUUUCCUGAAAGCCUCCUUGACCUUUAACGUGGUGAUUUCUCCUGCUCAAGUUCUCUUCACAUAUUUUUUCCUGUCUAAAGAAGUUGGCAUAUCCUGAAUGACGGUUUGAGAAUAAAGCCCACUCGCGGGACUCUCAAGCCCGAGAAUGGACUGUCGACCGACUUGAGGGAGUGUGAACUGGAUUUACGAUGGUGAAGUCACAAGAAGGCUAAAAUUGUUUUCUUUUUAAUCAAUGAUAAUAUUUACCAGAACUGAAGAUCUGUCUAACUUAGGAUCAACUGUAAUUAAAAUAGCACGUAUGUUAUUGUUAGUUCCAAGCAUAUAUCACGUAUAUCAUGGACGUAUUUAGAAUCCAAAUAAAAUGAUACCUGAAAGAUUGUGCCGG
Porites evermanni is the source of this 3259-nucleotide messenger RNA. NCBI's taxonomy places the organism in Eukaryota, Metazoa, Cnidaria, Anthozoa, Scleractinia, Poritidae. The record is from the annotation of a GenBank genome assembly.